This is a messenger RNA of Darwinula stevensoni, 2003 nucleotides long. The record is from the annotation of a GenBank genome assembly. Lineage: Eukaryota; Metazoa; Arthropoda; Ostracoda; Podocopida; Darwinulidae.
AUGCGGAAGCGGUCCGGCGAGAAAUGCAACGAGCAUUGCAAGUGCGGGAAGAACGCAGCGUGCGACCCAGGAGCGGAGAAACGCGUCUGCGAGAACGGAUGGACGGGAGCCAACUGCGACGAACCUCGCCCUCCAGGCUCCUACGGGCGCAACUGCGAACAGCGCUGCCCCGCCUCCCAACACGGCGAUUUUGCGACAAAGUGCGACAAAGUGCGACAUAAGUGCUACAAAAGUGCUACAAAAGUGCUACAAAAGUGCUACAAAAGUGCUACAAAAGUGCUACAAAAGUGCUACAAAGUGAAGGCAAUGAAAGCGCACCAUCCGGUCAAGUACCUCGUGUGUUUCAGCGUGCUCAUUCACCACACGACGACCCUGACGGGGCCAAAUGUUUGCAGCAAACCUGAGUGGCAUUCGAAAACGGUCACCGUCUCAUACCUGCAGCCGUACCAGUACCAAGUCGUAGAGAACGGCAGAGUCGUAUUUAAGACCGCCCAGAAGGUUGCUCAAAGGACCGAGAAAAAGAAGGAGGUGGUGCAGGUUCGGAUCUGCUGCGAAGGAUAUAUAGCGACUCAGGGUGAAUGCAAGCCUCGAUGCGCCGACCCGUGCCAGCAUGGGUAUUGCAUGGAGCCCGAUAAUUGCAGAUGCCAGCCGGGCUGGAUGUGUCAGAUACGGUGUCCGCCUGAUCGGUACGGUCAGAGUUGUCUCGGCGAGUGCAGAUGUGAGAAUGAAGGGACCUGCUCACACGUGGACGGCACCUGCACGUGCGAGGACGGGUGGACGGGUCCGCUGUGCAAUGAACGUGCUUGCCCCGAUCGCCACUUUGGACCCAACUGCUCUAUGACGUGCGAGUGCGAACCUUCCGGCACGGAAGAGUGUGCGAAGUGUCAGUCUCGAUGCACACAAGGGCGCUUCGGCGAGGAAUGCAACGAGCAAUGCAAAUGUGAGAACAACUUCACGUGCGACCCAGAAACGGAGAAAUGCAUCUGCGAGAGCGGAUGGACGGGAGCCAACUGCGACGAACCCUGCCCUCCAGGCUCCUACGGGCGGAACUGCGAGCAGCGCUGCCCCGCCUGCCAAAACGAUAUUGAACUGGAUUUCGGAUCUUCUGCACACGGUUGCGUGACCAGGAUCUCCCCAAGGAGAAAGAGGAAAGGGGAACGUGUCACCACGUACACGGAGGAUGCUCGUGUCGACCUGGCCGCACGGGUGAAAGCUGUGAGGAGGUUUGCCCACCAGGUCGAUAUGGCCUGUUUUGCCAGGGAAGAUGCAACUGCAGUGACCGUGGCGACUGUCAUCCGGUCACAGGUCGGGGAAUGCAUCUGUCAAGCCGGCUGGAUCGGGGAGGAAUGCGAAUCGCCGUGCCCGAGAGACACCUUCGGCCUUCGCUGUCUCCAGAACUGCAGCUGCCUGAAUGGAGGCAGGUGCAAGGCGACGGACGGGGAAUGCGAGUGUCGGCCCGGCUGGAUGGGUCCCCGCUGCCUGGAGGCCUGUCCCGAAGGAUAUUUUGGGGUCCGGUGCGAGAAGCCGUGCCAUCCCGUCGAUGGUUGCACCGGCAAGUCCGAGAACAAGGGUCGAGAAAGUGAGAUCCGCCGCUCCGACCCCGAGUCGAAGGGCUUCGGCGUUCUGUCGAUAAUCGGGAUCGUGGGAAUUUCGGUGACGACGCUCAUCAUCGUCCUGGUGGCUGGGCUCAUAUUCUCCAUCAGGAAGGGAUUUCGGCCCGUCAAGAAUGGGCCGAGGAAAGUUCGGCCCUGCGUUUCUCCCUCUGGUUUUCGCAGAAAUCUGCCGCCUCCGCCCAAAAAUGGGAAUAGGUUUGGGGUCGAUUAUGUCAGGUCCAAAUGGUCGGUCGAAGAGCCGACGGUUGGUGCAAGGGGCUCCAAGCGUCAAAAUGAAUCGCGGCGCUGCCGUCGUUUCGACGUGUUGCCUGUCGGGGACCGCAACGUGUUGCCUGUCGGGGACCGCGACGUGUUGCCUGUUGGGGACGGCGACGUGUGACCCCUGGCGUG